ACCUCGCUCUUCCGCAGGGCCGGGAAAUCCGAGCUCGGCGUCGAGCCCACGUGGGCUGGAGCCGGCUCGGCUGUGCAAGGGUUAAAUCCGGCUGCUCGUCCGGGUCUCGGGGGCCUCCCACUCGGCAGCGCAGGGUAUGAAUAGCUGCGCUCCCCUCUGCUCCCAGGCACUCGCUUCCCUCCCCGCCUUCCCGCUCUGCCUCGCGUUCUCCCCGCAUCCUCCUGCCCCGCGGCUCCCCCGGCAGCGCCCAUGCUGAGCACGGAGAGUUUGGCAGGGCCGAGAGCCCUGGGAGAGGAAUCGCUGCAGAUGUGGGACCUCAACAAGCGCCUGGAGGCGUACCUGGCCCGCGUGAAGUUCCUGGAGGAGGAGAACGAGGUGCUGCGAGCUGAAAUCCAGAGCGCCAAGAGCGGCCCGGCCGGCGACUCGUGGCGGGCGAAGUACGAGGAGGAGCUGCGAGCCCUGCGGGAUGCGCUGGAUGUCGCCUUCAGGGAGAAGUGCACGGCCGAGCUGGCCAGGGACAACCUGUACGAGGAGGUGCAGCAGGUGAAAAGCAGGUGCCAGAAGGAGCAGGCAGCCCGAGAAGAGGCUAAGAAGCAGCUGUCCUUGAGCAGGAAGGAGCUGGAGGAGGAGAGGAGAGCGCAGAUCUGGCUGAAGGAGAGAGCUGUGCAGCUGGAGAAGGAGGUGGAAGCCUUGCUGGAGGUGCACGAGGAGGAGAAAGCGGGGCUGGACCAGGAGAUCGCCAGUUUCUCCCACAGUCUGGAGAGUUUCCGCAGUGCCCCGGUGGCUUUCCAGCCGGUGGAGGUGGAGGAUUACUCCAAGAGGCUCUCGGAGAUCUGGAAAGGGGCGGUGGAGACCUACAAGGCAGAGGUGGCUCAGCUGGAGGGGUCCCUGUGCCAGGCCAAAGAGAACCUGUGGAAGGCGGUGGAGGACAACCAGCAGAGCCAGCUGCAGCUGCAGCACCUGGAGAAGGACUUGGCGGGGCUCAAAGCUCGGAAGGAGAUGCUGGAGGAGAGCCUGGCCCGGCAGUGGCAGGAGCAGCGCGGAGAGGCAGAAAAGUUCCAGCUGGCCAUGGAGGCCCUGGAGCAGGAGCAGCAGAGCCUGCGGGUGCAGAUCGCCCGGGUGUUGGAGGACAGGCAGCAGCUCAUGCACCUCAAGAUGUCCCUGAGCCUGGAAGUGGCGACCUACAGGACGCUGCUGGAAGCGGAGAGCAGCCGCCUGCAGGUGCCCGCUGGGGAAUUCAGGGUGGCCAACGGUGUGAGAGAUCUCAAACUGGAGGUGAGCAGCAGCAAAGCGGUGCCAGCCAGCCCCGAGGCCAGGCGGGUGCUGCCCUGCACCCCCUUCCCCAGGGCGACAAAAAAACCCCAAAGCUCCACCCUGACACCCCAAAGCGCCAGGGAGCUCCAGAAAAUCACCUCAGCCCUCCAUGGCAGCGCUGCCAGCAGGGGUGAUGGGCUGGGGGCUCCCACAGCCAGCCCCCCCCAGGCAGGCAGAGCCGCCCCUCCCCUCUCCCCGGAGCGGGAGAGCUCUGGGGGGGAAGGUCCCGCCUGGCCGGGAGGAGAUGAGGCAGCGAUGAGCCGAGGGAUGGAGUGUCCCCUGUCCAGAGCCCCGGGGGACAGUGGCAGUGCCAGCCUGCAGCCCCUGGGAGCCGCCCACAGGCUGCAGUACCCUGCCCAGCUGGUCAGCGAGGCACUGGAGGAUGCCCUCAAGGCCAUGGAAGGGGAGGCUCAGCCCGAAGAGGAGCCCAGAGCCAGCUCCACGUGGGAUGUCCGUGCCCCCAGCCCCGCUUUCCCCCCCGAGGCUGUGCCAGAGGGGCCUGGGGAAGGGCAGGAGCCCUCGGAGGGCUCUGAGGAUGGGGAGAGCCCCGAGGAAGAGGAGAGGGUGGGGGAGGUGAUGCUCCAGGGGCUGGCUGGGGACAGCAGCAUCCUGCAGGACACAGCCCCAUCCCCAGCGGGCAUGGACCCUCCCUUGGGUGCCUCGGGGAGCCAGGAAGACCUGGGAGCCUGGGAGGAGGAGGAGGAGGAUGAUGAUGAGGAGGAAGUACCUGCUGUGCUGAGCCCAAGGGAUCCAGAAAUGGAGGCCCAGGAAGGGGACAAGGAUCUCCCUGGACAAACAGAGACCAGCUGGGAAAAGCCAGAGCAGGAGAGAGCAGAGACCCCCAGCACGGAUCCAUCCCACCCCUCAGAGGAUGAGGAGGAGGAGGAGGAGAAGGGAGAUUUUCAGGAAGAAGGAACACAUGUGCCAGAAGAGGAGUGUCCCCACAGAGAAGUGGAAGCUGCUCGUGUUGUCCUUGUGGAAAGCCACCUGGUUUUGCCCACAGAAGGUCACCUGGAGGAGGACUUUGCUGAUGCAGAGCAGGAAAGGGCUGAGCAGCAGAAAAUGCCCGGGUGUGAGAUGGACCUGGCUGCAGAGAAGGAAAGGGAACAGGAGCUGUGUCCGGAGCAGGAGCCCUCGAGAGUCCCCGAGGCCAUCCCAGCAGAGGAGCCUCCCACAGGAGCUGAAGGAGAUGCCAUGGCAGGGGAGGACACAGGCAGAGAGGAAGAUGCUGAGGGAGAAAAGGGAGAGGCCGGCAGGGAGGUGCUGGGAAGAGAGGAUCACAGGGUAGGACAGGACCCCAUGGCAGGAGAGGACCUCACAGCAGGAGAGGGCUCUGAGUCAGGAGAAGAUCUUGGGGCAGGAGAAGGCUCUGAGGCAGGAGAAGACUGUGGGGCAGGAGAAGAUCAUGGGGCAGGAGAAGAUCAUGGGGCAGGAGAAGAUCAUGGGGCAGGAGAAGAUCUUGGGGCAGGAGAAGAUCAUGGGGCAGGAGAAGACCGUGGGGCAGAAGACCAUGGGGCAGGAGAAGACCAUGGGGCAGGAGAAGGCUCUGAGGCAGAAGAUCAUCUUGGGGCAGGAGAGGCUGUGGCAGGUGACACCCUGGAUGGGGACAGCAGAGCCCCAGAGGAGCCUGAGGAGCUGCAGGAAAGAGAGGGGGAGGAAGAGGAGGAGCUGAAGCCAGGAGAGGAGCCCUGGGGACAGGGGGAUGACAAUGGCAGUGGCCAGGAGCCCUGUCCAGAGGACUGGGAGGUGACAGCAGGGGACACUGAGGGACUGCUGGGGGUAGAAGAGUCAGCCUGGGCAGAUGACACCCUGAGCAGUGCAGGAAGGCUGGAAAGUGAAGAGAGAGGUGGCACAGGGCCAGCAGAGCUGGAGGAGGCCCAGGAGGACGAUGAGGAAGAUGCCAAGAGCCAGGAGAUGAGGCAGCAGCAGGCACUGCCAGAGGCUGAGCCAGCAGCAGAGCUGGCACGGCAGGGCAGCGUGGCACAGCCUGAGCCAGCCCCUGCAGGUGCCCCCGGGGCAGGGGACAGGCAGGAGCUGGCAGGGGCUCCAGAGGAACCACGGGGGCUGCAGGGUGAGGACACUGCUGAGGGGCUCAGCCCAGAGCUGGGGGAGCUGGAGAGCUCAGGGCUGGUGGCACCGGGGCAGGUGCCAAGUGAGAACAGCGAGUGGGCACUGGAGGAGACAAACAGAGCCCCAGAGCUGGUGGCACUGGGACAGGUGCCAUGUGACAGUGCUGAGUGGGCACUGGAGGAGACCCCCAGAGCCCCAGAGCCCACAGUGGGCACUGGCAGGAGGGUGGAGCUGGAGGACACCCUGCCAGACAGCACGCCCCUGCACCUCUACCAGGGGGAGGUGCUGAUGGGGACAGCCAGCCCGAACCCUCCAGAGAGCGAGGGCACCACGGGGACAGCUCCUGUGUGUGCCACAGCCCACGAGGGUGAAGGGUGGCUGCCAGGGAGGGACAAGCCACCAACUCCCAGCAUGCCAGAGAGCCCUGAAGAGGAGGCAGAGGGGGCUGAGGAGGAGGAGGAGGAAGGUUAUUUCAUGGUCUCUGCUCCCAGCCAAGAGGUGUCCAGCUCAGAGGAAGCUGAGAUCCCUGAGGACUUUGAAGAAAUUAAAGUGGAAGCAACUGAAGGUGGCCAAGAUGAUCUGGGGGCUCCUGGAGAAGCAUCUCCAGGGCCAGAGGGCAAAGAGCACCUCGAGGGGCUUGCUGCAGAAGCAGAUGAGGAUAUGGAGAUGCCUACUGAGGAACCUGAGGUGCCAGAGGAUGAGGAGGGCAGUGCUGAGCUGGAGGAAGGCCCAGAAGAAGAUCCCAGCUGCCUUGGGGUGGUGGAACCAUCAGCUGGAGGUUCUGAUGGGCCAGCCCAGGGUGCCGCAGGCCCUGCAGUGUGGCAGGAACCAGAGCACCCAGAAGGUCUGGCUGCUGAACCAGAUGAGGAGCUCCACGCCACAGCUGAGCUGGAGGGGGAUGCCAGUGGAGCAACAACCACGCUGGGGCUGGCAGGGCAGGAGGAGGAGGAGGAGGAGGAGGAUGAGCCCAGCACGGCUCUCCAUGACACAACCAAGGCCACAGCAGAGCUCCAGGCCCAGGCAGUGCCUGAUGAAGCAGAGCAGGCUCUGGAAGAGCAGCCAGCCACGGAGGGGGAAGCCCCGGGCAGUGAGAGCUCUCCUUCCCCCGGGGCCAGCCCAGCUCAGCUGGGCCCUGCAUCGGGGCAGGGAGGUUCUCCAGAGGGGAUUCCGGACAUCCCGGACACAGCUGCUCUCCCUGCAGAGCUGCCAGUGGAUCUCAUGAAAGCCUCGGGGAUUUUGGAAAUAGUCGAGCAGGCCCUGGAGUUCAACCAGGAGCUGAUGGGGGGGAGGGUGGCAGAGGCUGGGCAGGGUCCUGGCAGGAGAGAGCCCUCCCGGGAUGCUGGGGAGGACCUGGAGCCCUCCCGGGAUGCAGAGGAACACCCUGAGCUCUCCCAGGAUGCAGGGACACACCCCGAACUAUCCCGGGAUGCAGAGGAACACCCCGAGCUCUCCCAGGAUGCAGGGGAACACCCUGAGCUCUCCCGGGAUGCAGGGGAACACCCCGAGCUCUCCCAGGAUGCAGGGGAACACCCCGAGCUCUCCCGGGAUGCAGGGGAACACCCCGAUCUCCCCCGGGAUGCAGGGGAGGACCCAGAGCUCCCCCGGGAUGCAGGGGAGGACCCCGAGCUCCCCCGGGAUGCAGGGGAGGACCCAGAGCUCCCCCGGGAUGCCGGGGAGGACCCCGAGCUCCCCCGGGAUGCAGGGGAGGACCCCGAGCUCUCCCGGGAUGCAGGGGAGGACCCCGAGCUCUCCCGGGAUGCAGGGGAGGACCCCGAGCUCUCCCGGGAUGCAGGGGAGGACCCAGAGCUCCUCCGGGAUGCAGGGGAGGACCCAGAGCUCCCCCGGGAUGCAGAGGAACACCCGGAGCUCUCCCAGGAUGCAGAGGAACACCCCGAGCUCUCCCGGGAUGCAGGGGAGGACCCAGAGCUCCCCCGGGAUGCAGGGGAGGACUCCUCCCUGGCCUCAUCCAGCGAGGAGGAGCCCACGGUGCAGGAGGCCCCGGAGACGGAGGGUGCGCUCCGGGCUGAGAACGGGCUGCACCGGGAGGCCAGCCUGGAGGAGCUGCCUGAAUUCCCCGAGGAGAUGCUGAACGGCGCCACCAGCACAGCCCCGGCGCAGGAGCUCCCCACAGACCCCACAGAGCCCUCGGGGGUGAUGCCACCGCCGGCCCCCAGCCCUGGAGGUGGCACUGCCACCAAGCUGGGGGAUGGCAGCCUGAGGGGGAAGCAGCUGAGCGCCGUGGUCCCUGCGCCGGGGGAGGAUGUCCCGUGCCUCACAGCCCCGCAGCCAGCAGUGUGUGGCCUGAGGGCUGAGCAGGAGCCCUGGUCCUCAGGGGACGAGUGACAGCAGCCAGGGGCAACCUUCUGGUGGCCCCUUCCUGCCAAAACCCAGUGCCCCCCCUUGUCCCACCUCUCCUGAUGCUUCCCCAUCUCCCCGUGGGUUUUAACACGUUUGUGUGGAUUUUUUGCACCCCUUUUCAGAGUGAAGAACCACCAAGUUUUGUUGCACCCCCACAGCCCACCCAAAUUCUCAUGCUUGCUCUGGGAUCCCCGCUUCAUUUUGGGUUUCCUCCUGGGUGGGUUGACAUGGCUGUAUUUAAUUUAAACUCUGUGUUUCCCCAUUCCCUGCAACCUUCCCUCUCCAACUCCUCCAGUAUUUGCCCCAGGAUGUCCAGCUGGAGGUUAGGGACCCUCCCCAAACUGCACCCUGGGACUCAGCAUUUUGGGGUACAUCACCCCAGGGUCCCCAGCCUGACCCUGGGGGCUGAGCCACACUGGAUGUACCCACCACCUCAAAAUUAAUUUAAUAAAGCCUCCUCCUCCCCUCA
Haemorhous mexicanus (house finch) is the source of this 6211-nucleotide messenger RNA. It is a transcript of the gene NES, whose product is annotated as nestin. Gene Ontology annotation, cellular component: intermediate filament. Gene Ontology annotation, molecular function: intermediate filament binding; CCR5 chemokine receptor binding. NCBI's taxonomy places the organism in Eukaryota, Metazoa, Chordata, Aves, Passeriformes, Fringillidae. The transcript has 4 exons. The record is from RefSeq and is a predicted model, not a curated record. Gene Ontology annotation, biological process: positive regulation of intermediate filament depolymerization. The coding region runs from base 250 to 5727 and encodes 1825 amino acids.